Coffea arabica (coffee) is the source of this 1450-nucleotide messenger RNA. RefSeq lists its product as uncharacterized. Lineage: Eukaryota; Viridiplantae; Streptophyta; Magnoliopsida; Gentianales; Rubiaceae. The record is from RefSeq and is a predicted model, not a curated record.
AUAUUGUUUUCGUACAGCUCAUCUAUCUUUCUAUUAUUUAGUUAAUAAUAUUAACUUAUAAAAGUCAGUAGAGUAUUUUAUUUCGUAAGAGUUGGGGUCAGGAAUUUUGGUCCUUUUGCAGUAUUCCCAUCCCUCGUCGUGUGAUAGCAUGACGCUACAAGCUCCGUAAGUGUAAGUCGUGAAGAGGUGAAAUCUUUAGUCCCACGGAGCCCCGUGUUGCAGAGACCCGUGUUGCAGUUGGACACUUCCACCUUUCCUCUCGGCCACCCCAACGAAACGACCACGCGGCGGCUUAGGAGGGGAGAAACCCUAUAAUAGCACCAUUAUUUUAGGAGAGCAUUUCGACUGAGACCAGAAAAUAGCAGAGAUCCUUUACUCGCCUGAAAUGUUUUUCCUUUCAAGUAAAUGCAUAUAAUUGGUUUUUACUAUUUCAUUAGAGGAUUAUUUGUGUAACAUUAUCACCAGAUGGAGGAAAAGGUUCUUGAUUACGUGUUAGUGCCAGUUGGGCUCGGGGGCAUGCUGGUAUAUCACGUUUGGCUUUUCCAUCAGAUCGUGAAGCUCCCAACUAGCACCGUCAUCGGCAUCAAUGCCAUCAAUCGCCGCUUCUGGGUUCAGGCGAUGAUGAAGGACGCGUCGAAAAAUGGGGUUCUGGCGGUGCAAACAUUGAGAAACAACAUAAUGGCAUCAACCCUGUUGGCAUCGACGGCCAUCAUGCUCAGUUCUGUCAUUGCAGUAUUGAUGACUGGCAUGAGCAGGCAAUGGGGAGGUGAGCAUGAUCAUGAGCCUGAUUCUUCUUCUUCUUCAUCAUCUUCUUCUUCUUCUUCUCCAACAGGGAUUUGGUUUCUCGAUGUGGUGGGAGACAAGAGCCAGCUGGCGUUCUCCAUCAAGUAUUUUAGCAUACUGGUAUGCUUCUUGGUCGCAUUCUUGUUUAACGUUCAGUCCAUAAGGUAUUACAGCCACGCUAGCAUCCUCAUCAACGUCCCCACCGACCACCAUCCCCGCCAACCGCAUCACUACUGCGUCACUCCUGACUACGUCGCCGCCACUGUGAAUAGGGGAAGCUAUUUCUGGUCGCUUGGUUUGCGGGCCUUUUACUUCUCUUUCCCACUUUUUUUUUGGAUCUUUGGACCCAUUCCUAUGUUCUUGUGCUGCGUUCUUCUCGUUUUCUUGCUCUAUUUUCUGGACCUUACCCUGGAUCUUGGCUGGGUUGGCGGUACGUGUACCCAACAUGAAAUGGAAAAUCCACCCUUCAGGGACGAGAACGACCGAAGCAAUUAAUUCCACUCUUUUUAGAUUCCUUGUUUCGACGCAGUUUCCAUUCAAUCUAAGUUGAAUCAAACUGCUCCUCCAUUACCUCCCCCCCACAACCAACCAAAAAAAAAAAUGAUGGUUUGUCGUUGUAGAUUUUUACCACUCCUUGUUGUAAUUCAUGCUCUAUUUUCGACUUAAA